Lipotes vexillifer (Yangtze River dolphin) is the source of this 702-nucleotide messenger RNA. RefSeq names its product SH2 domain containing 6 (gene SH2D6). The transcript has 9 exons. Gene Ontology annotation, cellular component: cytoplasm. The record is from RefSeq and is a predicted model, not a curated record. NCBI's taxonomy places the organism in Eukaryota, Metazoa, Chordata, Mammalia, Artiodactyla, Lipotidae. Bases 1 to 702 code for a protein of 233 amino acids. Gene Ontology annotation, biological process: cell surface receptor protein tyrosine kinase signaling pathway; intracellular signal transduction.
AUGGAUGUCAAUGUCCCAGGGUUGUGCAUGGUCUGGCUGACAAAAACGCAGGGCCCCUUGGGCAGAGCUGACUGGAAUCUGAUUGCAGGUUGGGGCCACACCUUCCACCCCCAAGAUGUGCAGCAUCCCUUCCCAGAAGCCCAGGACGAGGAGGAGGAAGAGGAGGAUAAAUAUGAGCUGCCCCCUGUGGGCCCAGCAAAGAAGCCCGAGGAGGACAUUUACCUAGAUGUCCCGGCCUUGCCUCAGACUCUGAGCUCCCAAGUCCUGAGGCCCCCAGUCCCUCUACCAAGGACAUCAGUGGGGCCUAGGCCCACCACAGCCCCCCAGGAAGCUCGGAAUGGAGCGUCGAAUGCCACCUCUAAAGGUGAGUACCGCCAUUCCUCUCUUUGCUCUGUAGCUGCCACCCAGAACGCCUCAGCUGCCGAGGACGGGGCCUACACCGUGCGCCCCAGCUCAGGCCCUCGUGGUUCUCAGCCCUUCACCCUGGCAGUACUCCUGCACGGCCGGGUCUUCAACAUUCCCAUCCGCCGGCUGGAUGGCGGGCGCCACUACGCCCUGGGCCAGGAAGGCAGGAACCACGCGGAGCUCUCUUCCUCCGUGGCCGCCAUGGUCCAGCACUACCUGCAGCACCCCCUAACGCUCGUGGACAGACACAGCGGCAGCCGGCAGCUCACCUGCCUGCUCUUCCCCACCAAGCCCUGA